Molecule: messenger RNA, 966 nt
Organism: Vigna angularis (adzuki bean)
Lineage: Eukaryota; Viridiplantae; Streptophyta; Magnoliopsida; Fabales; Fabaceae
Product: vacuolar protein sorting-associated protein 2 homolog 1
Exons: 5
Coding region: 119-775 (218 amino acids)
Biological process (GO): endosome transport via multivesicular body sorting pathway; protein transport; late endosome to vacuole transport
Cellular component (GO): ESCRT III complex; multivesicular body
Source: RefSeq, a predicted model, not a curated record
UGAAAUUAGAAAGCAGAUACAUCUAAAGCAGAACAAAAAUCUUCGCAAUUUCAUCUGAUCUGUUUUCGGCGCAAUUAACGUUAAUUUUUUUUAUUGGAUUUCUUCCGAUUCCGGCAUCAUGAGUUUCAUCUUCGGAAAGAGGAAAAACCCUGCAGAAAUCGUGAGGGAGAAUAAGAGAAUGCUGGACAAAUCAAUUAGAGAGAUAGAACGAGAGAGACAAGUUUUGCAGUCACAGGAGAAGAAACUGAUUUUAGAGAUAAAGAAAAGUGCCAAACAAGGCCAGAUGGGAGCUGUUAAAGUGAUGGCAAAAGAUCUUGUUAGAACUAGACAUCAGAUUGAAAAGUUUUACAAGCUCAAAUCGCAGCUCCAGGGUGUAUCCCUCAGAAUUCAAACUUUGAAAUCAACACAAGCGAUGGGUGAGGCAAUGAAAGGGGUGACUAAGGCAAUGGGACAGAUGAACUUGCCAUCAUUGCAGAAAAUCUUACAGGAAUUUGAGUAUCAGAAUGAUAGGAUGGAAUUGAUUACAGAGGUGAUGGGAGACACAAUGGAUGAUGCUUUUGAAGGGGAAGAGGAAGAAGAAGAAACAGAAGAACUGGUGAAUCAGGUUCUUGAUGAGAUUGGUAUCAACAUCAACCAAGAGCUUCUGAAUGCACCAUCAACAGCUGUUGCUGCUCCAGCUGCAAAGACCAAAGUGCCUCAAGUUGAAACUGUUGGGGAUGAUGCCGCCCUAGAUAGCGAUUUACAAGCAAGGUUAGACAAUUUAAGAAAACUGUAAUCUCCAUUCUGAGCAAGGGACUCCAAUUUUUACUUGUGAAGGCGGAGCUCAUUUUUAACAUGCAGUGUUAUUUAAAUUGCCUGUGUUCAGUCACUGUUGAUUCACUCCUUCUAUGGUUGUACUUUUUUCUUACUAGUUCUGUAAGUUGUUCAAGCUGAAUUCUUCUGUAAUGCUUUGUCCAACAAUUUCUA